AUGGUAGUAGAGACGCCAGAUCUCCCGACCACCGAGCGAACAGAUAGGGAACGUACGUUCGCUGACGUUGCCGAGACUCCGCGAAAUGGCUCGACUUUGCCAUUCCCUGUUGAACUACUUCGUAUGAUAUUCUCCCACAUUCUCCAUGGAAGUCGCAUCGAGGAGUCGCCAAAGAGAACAUUAGAAGACCUGACAUUGACCUGCAAGGUGUUCUAUCAUCUCGCACAACCUUUCUUAUUCGACUCUUGCACUCUCUCCAUAUCCUGUACUUGGCAACGCGUACCGCCAGAGGGUACAGUAUACCCCUCUUAUGCAGAUUCAUUUUUAUGGGACAUAAGACCUCUCAGCACCCAGGAAGCAGAGAAAACCCUGCGGAAACUCGAUUUCAUUGGACAGGAGAGAAUUGCUUCCGGGGUUCAUCGCUGUCUUCUUGCUCCUCUAGCGUAUCCGCGGCAUUGGACAGAAUUGAUUGAUCGCCGCCAAGAGGAUACCCAUGAGCGUAUCAUUGUUGACAGAUUCUUCUACGACCUCGUCCCGAAGUUGGCAAAUCUCAAAGCACUGGAAUUGAUCCAUGUCACUCUCGGACUACGUCAUCUAUGUCUCUUGCAAGAUGUAUGUACUCAUUUGCACUCCUUAACCUCUGAAACGUGCUUUCUGCUGGAGGAUGAAGCGGGCGAAGAGAUGCCUCUUGAAGACCACAGUCGCAUGUGUAUCAUUCUCCCGUUCGAGCAUCUCGUAUACAAGGAGAAACCUGUAUAUCCUGGUAUCCGGAAGACAUAUCUUCCGUUACCUGACCCCUCUCAUGUCAAGUCUCUAUCCUGCCAUUUGUAUUCAUAUGAAUUAUCAUCCGACAGGCGUAGUCGGGAGCAGGACCUACUCUUCCAACUCACAGCUUUGGCAAAAUUCACUUCACUGCGCUCAUUGGACAUCACCAUCUGGCCGUAUGGUACCACAUACGACUGGCGGCAAUUCAUAUUCUCCCACUGUGGCUCGAUAGAGAAUCUCUCGAUACAAAAGCGUACAGAUGCUAACCUCGAUCCUGUGGCUCCUCGCGGUUUACCCCCACUUAAGCUGUUCCGCGGGAUGUGGGAUGACAUCAGCCUCUACGCUCUGCAGCAGGGUGGUCUCCGACAUCUUGUUGUCACUGGAAAACGUGCAGAGGCUCCAGGAGAUCGUUUAUGGGACCGUCCUUCUCUGCGGGAUUCUGAGGUGCUCAUUGCACUCAAUAAUUGGACGGAAGGAUUUGCGUCUCUAGAGUCGCUAGAGUUGAAGAUCGGCGGCACGUCGGGGGAGGAUAUCAUUGUUCCAUUAUUGGGUUGCUGUCCGCGACUAAGAGCGUUGAAGCUGAUGGGAGAAAGGACAAUUCCCAAUGCCGUCCUGUUGCUGUCUUCUGCAUUUGUUGCAGUUGCAUCGUCUCCAAACAUGGAAUAUUUUUCGCUCCCCAGGUAUAGUAUCAUGUCCGGCGACAGGACAUUACUGAACUUGAUGAUUUCCGCCUUGUCGGUUCCCCUACGCACGCAAUGUCCCAACCUACGCUAUGUCCACUAUGAGCUUUUAGAGAUAUCGCUUGUGCUCGAAGGCUCGGUGGAGAUUCCGGAUGCGAGAAGUUGCAAUGUGCAGUUUGAUCCUUCGGACGGUCGUAUACUGCCCGACGAGCGCAGAAUCGAGGAUUGGAGGAACAGUGUGUGA
This is a messenger RNA of Sparassis crispa, 1689 nucleotides long. RefSeq lists its product as hypothetical. The transcript is spliced from 2 exons. The record is from RefSeq and is a predicted model, not a curated record. The coding region runs from base 1 to 1689 and encodes 562 amino acids. Lineage: Eukaryota; Fungi; Basidiomycota; Agaricomycetes; Polyporales; Sparassidaceae.